Molecule: messenger RNA, 1541 nt
Organism: Coccomyxa subellipsoidea C-169
Lineage: Eukaryota; Viridiplantae; Chlorophyta; Trebouxiophyceae; Coccomyxaceae
Product: alpha/beta-hydrolase
Exons: 10
Coding region: 50-988 (312 amino acids)
Molecular function (GO): hydrolase activity
Source: RefSeq, a predicted model, not a curated record
CGCAAAGCGGCAGGUGUAGGACAUGAGGAACAUUCUUCAACAAAGGACCAUGGAUCGCUCAUGCUUCCUGGUCGUGAUGCUGGUUUUGUCGCCGCUAGCUGCGUGGGCGCAGACGAGCGACUUCGAAUACCCAACACUUUGGGAUCCCAGCACCAUCGUGUCCUCUUCAGUAGAUUAUGCCGAUGGCGACGCGAAACUGAAGGGCUACCUUGCCUAUUCCAAUGCAACAUCUGGGCCACGGCCAGUCGUCAUCAUCUAUCCUGACUGGGAUGGCAUUUCGAACUAUGAGAGAUUUAGGGCGAAUCUGUUCGCGUCCAUGGGCUACGCUGGUUUUGUGGCCGAUGUGUACUCCCAAGCGGUUCAACAGGGCCCCUCAAUUCCGGCUGCCAACCGAUCAGCACUCAUGAUGCCCUUCCGCUCAAAUUCCUCCUACUACCGCCCUCGGCUUCUGGCUGCGCUGAACACUGUGCGCACCCUCGACAUUGCCCAGAAGGACAAGAUCUUUGCCAUCGGGUACUGUUUUGGAGGGGGCGGAGUGUUUGAGCUGGCACGCGCUUGGCCCAACACUCCUGGCCUUCUCGGUGUUGGAGGAUACCAUCCUGGUCCUUUGGUGAGUGCUGGCCCAAAGAUGCAAGCAGGCAGCCCCCUUCGUGUAUAUGCAUUCUCGGGAGCUGAGGAUCCAGGCAUCACUGGAGACUCUGUAGUAGCAUGGAAGGAUGAGAUGCGGGCUGCAAAUGUGACAUGGGGCUACUACAACUAUGGGGCCACUGUGCACGGGUUCACUCUCCUGGAGAGCCCUGUGUGGACUGGCAACAAGAACGUGAGUAACGGCUACAAUGCGGCGGCUGACCAUGCCUCUUGGUGGGCCCUGCGCGGCAUCCUGCUGGAGGUCUUCCAGCUGACAAACACCUCCAACGCUUACACCUCUGCUGGUGGCGCGUAUGACUAUCAGACCGGCAUGGCCGGCACCAAGCUCAUGAGCGCUUGAGAGCUGCUGCAUGUUUAGCUCUUCGCACAGAAGUAUACAAUGCAUUCAAAACUCUUGUGUUCUUCUCGUGCCCUGCUGCUGCAGUGGUGAGAUGCAUGCAUAAAGCUGUUUCCUGAAGUACCUGGAAGUAAUGUGCCCCAGAGAAUGGGCAAUUAUGCAGCAUAAGGACUUCAAUUGAUUCAGUCUGACUGAAUGUUACAGGUACUCUAGUGCAACUCACAGAAAACUUGUCUGACACUGGUUUUGUGUCGUUGAGAUGUAGUUUUCCAAAAAUGUAUUAGAGUUUGUUUAUCAGCAUGCAUGUGGUCAAAGGUGGCCGCCACAAUGUGCAUGCGGCAAAAUUGCUUCUGCAGGUGCAGUGUGCUGCGAGCCUGCCCGUCUCUCUCUAGAUCUAUGAUUAGUUUGCAGCUGUUUUAGGCGUCUGACGUCAGCGUCGACGCUUCACUGUGAUUUUCUUUCAGUGUAAAUUAUUUUACUAGUAGUCAAGGCAAGAAUAGAGUGUAUUCUUCCAUUGAAUUCAAUGGGCACUGCCACCUUCAAGCCUUCUGAUAUG